UGCACAAAUCCCCUAGAUUUAUGCAAAACGUGGAGAGCAAUCACUAAAAUUAGAUAAGAGAAGAAAGAGCAAUCUGUUCAUUCAUGCUAGUCACUUAGAUAUAGGACGACCUCUCUAUAUAUCUUGAGAACUGCAAAUACUAGCAUUUUCUCACUUAUUUAGAUAGUUUGAGGGGUUUCAAAAAGCUUCUUGUUUUUUGUAGUUACAUUAUUAAGUUUUAGCAAAAAUGAAGUAUGAUAGUUUCUUCGCGAGGAGUUUUAGCAAGCAUGAGCAGAAGAAAUUAGGAAUUGGAGCUUUCGUUAGUUGCUUCAUCAUAGCUGCCACCUUUUGUGUUCUCUUCAAGCCUGAAAUUCGUCAUUUUCAAGUUGUGAAUGUUAAGGUUUCUCUUCGUGGUGGCCCCAAAAUUCUAGCAAUAACAGAGGAAGUCGCCAAGCCAAAAAAGCCAUAUUUUGAAAUAGAACAAGAGAAACCAAUUUGCAAUGUCACACAUCCAAGAGCUGACCUCUGUGAGAUGAAUGGCGACAUAAGAAUUCAUGGAAAUUCAUCAACUAUUUACUUAGUUUCAACUUAUCAAUUAGCAGCUGAAAAAAACAACUCAUGGAGCAUAAGACCAUAUGCUAGAAAAGGUGACAACAGAGCAAUGGACAGUGUUACAAAUUUAACAGUCAAAAAAGUUCACAUUUCUCAAGAAAUCCCAAUUUGCUCUAGAAAUUACACUGUCCCUGCAGUUAUUUUUUCAACUAAAGGAUAUGCUGGAAAUCACUUCCAUGAUUUCACUGAUGUGCUAAUUCCAUUAUUCCAAACUUCGCGACGUUUCAAUGGUGAAGUCCAAUUUCUGAUUACUAACAAAAUGCCUUGGUGGAUCAACAAGUACAAACCGGUGCUACAAAGAUUAUCAAAGUAUGAGAUUAUUGAUAUUGACAAGGAAAAAGAAGUGCUUUGUUACCCAAGUAUGACAAUUGGCUUGAAAGCCAAUAAAGAAUUCAGCAUUAAAACUUCAGAAUCUCCUUACUCUAUGAGGGACUUCACAAAAUUCUUGAAAAGUACUUAUUCCUUGAAGAGAAAAAUGGCGGUGAGAUUGAAAAAGAAUGCUGAUGAUCAAGGAAGAAAAAAUAUGCCCCGGCUUCUUAUAAUUUCAAGAAGCAAAACGAGACGUUUUGCCAACGUUGAAGAGAUUGUUACAUUGGCUAGAAGCUUGGGAUUCAAAGUGGUUGUGGAAGAAACAGCGGAAAAUUUGGCUAAAAUUGCCAAAAAAGUGAAUUCAUUUGAUGUAUUAAUGGGAGUGCAUGGUGCUGGAUUGACUAAUAUGGUUUUUUUGCCAGAAAAAGCAGCUGUUAUACAAAUAGUGGGAUUGGGAAUGGAAUGGGUAUCUAAAGUGGACUUUCAAAUUCCAGCUAUGGACAUGAAUUUGAAGUGUUUGGAUUACAAGAUUAGCGUAAAUGAGAGUUCUUUAAUCCAACAAUAUCCACUUGAACAUCAUGUGUUAAGGGAUCCUCCUGGUAAUAUGAUUUCUCCUCAAGGAUGGGUUUCAUAUAGGAAAAUUUAUUUAGAUCAGCAAGAUGUAAAAAUUGAUGUAAAUAGAUUUAGAGGAACUCUCUUGAAAGCAUUAGAGCUUUUGCGGAGUUGAGUGUUUUUUUUUUUUUGGUGUGUGUUCUCUAAUAAACAAAGGCACAGAAACAGGAAAAUCUUUAUUCAAUCUUUUCUUGUUUCACCAUCGUUUUUUUUUUUUUUGGUUUAACUUAGAUUGUGUAGUUAAUUGUUCUUUCUCUUUUUGCUUAUCCUAAAUCCAGAUGGCAUAUUUUUGAAAGUCAAUUUUGUAGCUAAAAAAAAGGAAUAGAGAGAAAAAAAAUUAAUAUAAAAACCUUAUGCAUAUUAAAAGGGGAAAUAGGUAGUUUGUGUCCAGAGACUAAUAAAUUCAGUAAUUGAAGAAGAAAUAAUAGCAAUAUAGGUUGACAUUUAGAUUCGCACGACUCUUAGAGCCUUCUUGAGUUUAAAUAUUUUUCACAAUCGCCUGUUCUUUUUCUGUUUUCUAAAUCAGAAUAGCUACUUGUUAGAAUAAAUAUCAUAAUUCAAACCAAGAGCAAGUGCAUUUAAAAUGAUUUUCUGAACCACGGAAACCAUCCAUUGAAUUUGAAAAAGAAAAGAAAAAAAGGGAGCCACUCAUUCUUGAUUAGUUUGACGUACUUUGCGCUUUCACUCGUACAUUCAUAAAGUCCCAAGAGAGUUGCCAUAGACUAUACCUUGUUUAACAGCUUAAAUGAAUUUAGUAGAGAAAAUUUCAUGGAGAAGUACGAACAUUUUGCAAGUUGUUCAAGCUUUGCUCUAUGUGAAACUCAGACAGAGAGCACCGUUCAUUUGUUCUAACCAAUUAUGACAACUUCUCUUGAAUUCCAUUGAAACAACCUAACGGUUUUUGUUUCUGCUAGAAUUUGAACCCCGUUCUCAUUUCACUUCAUGGACUGCUAGACCCUAGGGUGCUAACAGUUGUCUUACAUUAGACGGUGACAGGAAGAAAUCAUCAACCCUAAAAGUGAAGCCAUAAAAAUUGUUACAGCUCCUAGCAAUAAUUUAUCAAUCCCCUUCUC
Messenger RNA from Lycium barbarum (goji berry), 2585 nucleotides. RefSeq names its product alpha-1,3-arabinosyltransferase XAT2-like. The transcript has 3 exons. The coding region runs from base 227 to 1627 and encodes 466 amino acids. The record is from RefSeq and is a predicted model, not a curated record. NCBI's taxonomy places the organism in Eukaryota, Viridiplantae, Streptophyta, Magnoliopsida, Solanales, Solanaceae. Gene Ontology annotation, molecular function: glycosyltransferase activity.